Molecule: messenger RNA, 564 nt
Organism: Gongylonema pulchrum
Lineage: Eukaryota; Metazoa; Nematoda; Chromadorea; Rhabditida; Gongylonematidae
Source: the annotation of a GenBank genome assembly
AUGCACCCCGAAACCUGGAAGAGGCUUACAGUUCCGGUAUAUUUUGACGUUGCAAAACCGCAACGACUAGUAUUCCGGAGCAGAGAUUUGCCACGAAGGUGGAUAUGGUCCGCCAGCAGAAAUCCUGAGUUCGGGAAGCUGCACACAUCACUCGCAGAUCUGAAGGAAUCACUGGAAAAAGAAGCUGAUCGGCUGAAAAGCAAUCCUGAAGAAGCACUGAUGAAUUACAUGAGACAGAAUUCAGCACUCUUAUCAUCGCAGAUCAACACGCUAAGGGAAUCCAGCGGGCAGUUAUUGAACGAGCCAUCUAAAAGGAAACUGGAUGCAAUUACAACGUAUCUGGAAGACUUGGACAAGAAUUUGGGCGAAGCGCAGGAUGUGCACGAAGUGAAAGAUGAAAUUCUUAAAGAAGCGCGAGAUCGCUUAACCGAUUUGGUGCAGUGGACUACCAGCAGGAUAAGCGAACAACAGAAGCAGGAAGAACGAAAGGAUGAGCAUGAACAGACCGGCGAUAGCAGUUCUAAGGAUAUUUCUGUGGAUGAGGACAAAUUUCACAGCGAUUAA